Molecule: messenger RNA, 4635 nt
Organism: Closterium sp. Naga37s-1
Lineage: Eukaryota; Viridiplantae; Streptophyta; Zygnematophyceae; Desmidiales; Closteriaceae
Source: the annotation of a GenBank genome assembly
AUGCUCGAUCCAUUCGGUGUCGAGCGCACGGUGUACGCGAUGUUGUACGCGUACGUUGCGGAUCACCCGGAGGCAUGCAAGGUGGCUGGAACUUUCGCCAGCCAUAAGGCAAAGUUUCCAUGCCACAGAUUGUUUUCCAUUCUCCCCCUCACGUGUUAUUUCUCUGUCUUUGCCACCACUGCCCUCCCCCUCACAUGUUCUUUCUCUGUCUUUGCCACCACUGCCCUCCCCCUCACAUGUUCUUUCUCUGUCUUUGCCACCGCUGCCCUCCCCCUCACGUGCUGUCUCUAUGUACUUGCCACCGCUGGCCUCCCCUUCACAUAUUCUCCCUCUAUACUUGCCACCGCUGCCCUCCCCCUCACAUGUUCUUUCUCUGUAUUUGCCACCACUGCCCUCCUCCUCACAUGUUCUUUCUCUGUCUUUGCCACCGCUGCCCUCCCCCUCACAUGUUCUUUCUCUGUCUUUGCCACCGCUGCCCUCCCCCUCACAUGUUAUCCAUAUGCCGCCAUUUGGGGCUUUGCGCUCGGGCUCACAGAUGUUGGUAACCCAUAUCGUGCCAUUCUUGUUGAGCUUGGGGCAGCCCACGGUGCCUCGCAUCCCAUCCCUCUCAUCCCCCCACCUCCUUGUUCCCUCUGCAGCUUGGGGCAGCCCACGGUGCCUCCCAUCCCAUCCCUCUCAUCCCCCCACCUCCUUGUUCCCUCUGCAGCUUGGGGCAGCCCACGGUGCCUCGCAUCCCAUCCCUCUCAUCCCCCCACCUCCUUGUUCCCUCUGCAGCUUGGGGCAGCCCACGGUGCCUCGCAUCCCAUCCCUCUCAUCCCCCCACCUCCUUGUUCCCUCUGCAGCUUGGGGCAGCCCACGGUGCCUCGCAUCCCAUCCCUCUCAUCCCCCCGCCUCCUUGUUCCCUCUGCAGCUUGGGGCAGCCCACGGUGCCUCGCAUCCCAUCCCUCUCAUCCCCCCGCCUCCUUGUUCCCUCUGCAGCUUGGGGCAGCCCACGGUGCCUCGCAUCCCAUCCCUCUCAUCCCCCCACCUCCUUGUUCCCUCUGCAGCUUGGGGCAGCCCACGGUGCCUCGCAUCCCAUCCCUCUCAUCCCCCCACCUCCUUGUUCCCUCUGCAGCUUGGGGCAGCCCACGGUGCCUCGCAUCCCAUCCCUCUCAUCCCCCCACCUCCUUGUUCCCUCUGCAGCUUGGGGCAGCCCACGGUGCCUCGCAUCCCAUGCCUCUCAUCCCCCCACCUCCUUGUUCCCUCUGCAGCUUGGGGCAGCCCACGGUGCCUCGCAUCCCAUGCCUCUCAUCCCCCCACCUCCUUGUUCCCUCUGCAGCUUGGGGCAGCCCACGGUGCCUCGCAUCCCAUGCCUCUCAUCCCCCCCUCAUCCCCCCGCCUCCUUGUUCCCUCUGCAGCUUGGGGCAGCCCACGGUGCCUCGCAUCCCAUGCCUCUCAUCCCCCCGCCUCCUUGUUCCCUCUGCAGCUUGGGGCAGCCCACGGUGCCUCGCAUCCCAUGCCUCUCAUCCCCCCGCCUCCUUGUUCCCUCUGCAGCUUGGGGCAGCCCACGGUGCCUCGCAUCCCAUGCCUCUCACCCCCCCGCCUCCUUGUUCCCUCUGCAGCUUGGGGCAGCCCACGGUGCCUCGCAUCCCAUGCCUCUCAUCCCCCCGCCUCCUUGUUCCCUCUGCAGCUUGGGGCAGCCCACGGUGCCUCGCAUCCCAUGCCUCUCAUCCCCCCGCCUCCUUGUUCCCUCUGCAGCUUGGGGCAGCCCACGGUGCCUCGCAUCCCAUGCCUCUCACCCCCCCGCCUCCUUGUUCCCUCUGCAGCUUGGGGCAGCCCACGGUGCCUCGCAUCCCAUGCCUCUCACCCCCCCGCCUCCUUGUUCCCUCUGCAGCUUGGGGCAGCCCACGGUGCCUCGCAUCCCAUGCCUCUCAUCCCCCCGCCUCCUUGUUCCCUCUGCAGCUUGGGGCAGCCCACGGUGCCUCGCAUCCCAUGCCUCUCAUCCCCCCGCCUCCUUGUUCCCUCUGCAGCUUGGGGCAGCCCACGGUGCCUCGCAUCCCAUGCCUCUCAUCCCCCCGCCUCCUUGUUCCCUCUGCAGCUUGGGGCAGCCCACGGUGCCUCGCAUCCCAUGCCUCUCACCCCCCCGCCUCCUUGUUCCCUCUGCAGCUUGGGGCAGCCCACGGUGCCUCGCAUCCCAUGCCUCUCAUCCCCCCGCCUCCUUGUUCCCUCUGCAGCUUGGGGCAGCCCACGGUGCCUCGCAUCCCAUGCCUCUCAUCCCCCCGCCUCCUUGUUCCCUCUGCAGCUUGGGGCAGCCCACGGUGCCUCGCAUCCCAUGCCUCUCAUCCCCCCGCCUCCUUGUUCCCUCUGCAGCUUGGGGCAGCCCACGGUGCCUCGCAUCCCAUGCCUCUCAUCCCCCCGCCUCCUUGUUCCCUCUGCAGCUUGGGGCAGCCCACGGUGCCUCGCAUCCCAUGCCUCUCAUCCCCCCGCCUCCUUGUUCCCUCUGCAGCUUGGGGCAGCCCACGGUGCCUCGCAUCCCAUGCCUCUCAUCCCCCCGCCUCCUUGUUCCCUCUGCAGCUUGGGGCAGCCCACGGUGCCUCGCAUCCCAUCCCUCUCAUCCCCCCGCCUCCUUGUUCCCUCUGCAGCUUGGGGCAGCCCACGGUGCCUCGCAUCCCAUGCCUCUCAUCCCCCCGCCUCCUUGUUCCCUCUGCAGCUUGGGGCAGCCCACGGUGCCUCGCAUCCCAUGCCUCUCAUCCCCCCGCCUCCUUGUUCCCUCUGCAGCUUGGGGCAGCCCACGGUGCCUCGCAUCCCAUGCCUCUCAUCCCCCCGCCUCCUUGUUCCCUCUGCAGCUUGGGGCAGCCCACGGUGCCUCGCAUCCCAUGCCUCUCAUCCCCCCGCCUCCUUGUUCCCUCUGCAGCUUGGGGCAGCCCACGGUGCCUCGCAUCCCAUGCCUCUCAUCCCCCCGCCUCCUUGUUCCCUCUGCAGCUUGGGGCAGCCCACGGUGCCUCGCAUCCCAUGCCUCUCAUCCCCCCGCCUCCUUGUUCCCUCUGCAGCUUGGGGCAGCCCACGGUGCCUCGCAUCCCAUGCCUCUCAUCCCCCCGCCUCCUUGUUCCCUCUGCAGCUUGGGGCAGCCCACGGUGCCUCGCAUCCCAUGCCUCUCAUCCCCCCGCCUCCUUGUUCCCUCUGCAGCUUGGGGCAGCCCACGGUGCCUCGCAUCCCAUGCCUCUCAUCCCCCCGCCUCCUUGUUCCCUCUGCAGCUUGGGGCAGCCCACGGUGCCUCGCAUCCCAUGCCUCUCAUCCCCCCGCCUCCUUGUUCCCUCUGCAGCUUGGGGCAGCCCACGGUGCCUCGCAUCCCAUGCCUCUCAUCCCCCCGCCUCCUUGUUCCCUCUGCAGCUUGGGGCAGCCCACGGUGCCUCGCAUCCCAUGCCUCUCAUCCCCCCGCCUCCUUGUUCCCUCUGCAGCUUGGGGCAGCCCACGGUGCCUCGCAUCCCAUGCCUCUCAUCCCCCCGCCUCCUUGUUCCCUCUGCAGCUUGGGGCAGCCCACGGUGCCUCGCAUCCCAUGCCUCUCAUCCCCCCGCCUCCUUGUUCCCUCUGCAGCUUGGGGCAGCCCACGGUGCCUCGCAUCCCAUGCCUCUCAUCCCCCCGCCUCCUUGUUCCCUCUGCAGCUUGGGGCAGCCCACGGUGCCUCGCAUCCCAUGCCUCUCAUCCCCCCGCCUCCUUGUUCCCUCUGCAGCUUGGGGCAGCCCACGGUGCCUCGCAUCCCAUGCCUCUCAUCCCCCCGCCUCCUUGUUCCCUCUGCAGCUUGGGGCAGCCCACGGUGCCUCGCAUCCCAUGCCUCUCAUCCCCCCGCCUCCUUGUUCCCUCUGCAGCUUGGGGCAGCCCACGGUGCCUCGCAUCCCAUGCCUCUCAUCCCCCCGCCUCCUUGUUCCCUCUGCAGCUUGGGGCAGCCCACGGUGCCUCGCAUCCCAUGCCUCUCAUCCCCCCGCCUCCUUGUUCCCUCUGCAGCUUGGGGCAGCCCACGGUGCCUCGCAUCCCAUGCCUCUCAUCCCCCCGCCUCCUUGUUCCCUCUGCAGCUUGGGGCAGCCCACGGUGCCUCGCAUCCCAUGCCUCUCAUCCCCCCGCCUCCUUGUUCCCUCUGCAGCUUGGGGCAGCCCACGGUGCCUCGCAUCCCAUGCCUCUCAUCCCCCCGCCUCCUUGUUCCCUCUGCAGCUUGGGGCAGCCCACGGUGCCUCGCAUCCCAUGCCUCUCAUCCCCCCGCCUCCUUGUUCCCUCUGCAGCUUGGGGCAGCCCACGGUGCCUCGCAUCCCAUGCCUCUCAUCCCCCCGCCUCCUUGUUCCCUCUGCAGCUUGGGGCAGCCCACGGUGCCUCGCAUCCCAUGCCUCUCAUCCCCCCGCCUCCUUGUUCCCUCUGCAGCUUGGGGCAGCCCACGGUGCCUCGCAUCCCAUCCCUCUCAUCCCCCCGCCUCCUUGUUCUCUCUGCAGCUUGGGGCAGCCCACGGUGCCUCGCAUCCCAUCCCUCUCAUCCCCCCACCUCCUUGUUCCCUCUGCAGCUUGGGGCAGCCCACGGUGCCUCGCAUCCCAUGCCUCUCAUCCCCCUACCUCCUUGUUCCCUCUGCAGCUUGGGGCAGCCCACGGUGCCUCGCAUCCCAUCUCUCUCUAA